AUGUUGCAAGUGUUGAUAAAGGAGAGACUCAUGGCGGCAGCUGAUGAAAUAUUCGCGCUUUUCGAAAGGACGAUAGCGUCGUACGAGGAGGAACUUUCUCGAACAAGAGAGACUAAGGAAGCUGUUAGCGAGGCCCCAAUCGUGUUACGCGUUGAAGACGUCCAGCAGCGGAUGGGUCGUCAAGGAGAGCGUCGGCCGCGGUGGGGGAGCUCCACUUCAAGGCAGGAGUAUCCACAGCCCCCUCAAGUUAAAGAGGAAGACGGGGAACUUUGGAUCACGCCGAAGGAAGAGUGUCUGCGAGGGCAGGGGGAGGCCAAUCUUACCAAGUUGCCACUGACUGUUGUCUCUGUGAAGACUGAAGAGCAUGAAGACGAACCACCUGAGUCCUCACAGCUUCACCACAGAACAAACGUCCAGCAGCUGAUUGGUCGACAAGAAGAACGUCUUUCUUAUCCGCAUGCGGGGAGCUCCACUUUAGAGCGGGAAGAUCCACAGACCUUCCGCUUUAAAGAGGAAGAGGAGGAACUCUGGAUUAGUCAGGAGGAAGGGUGUCUUCUAUGGCAGGAGGAGGCCGAUCUCACCAAGUUGCCACUGACCGUUGUCUCUGCAGUGACGACACAUCACACUAUCCAGAGGAUGGAGAUACUCAAGAACCCUUGA
This is a messenger RNA of Nerophis lumbriciformis (worm pipefish), 660 nucleotides long. The record is from RefSeq and is a predicted model, not a curated record. NCBI's taxonomy places the organism in Eukaryota, Metazoa, Chordata, Actinopteri, Syngnathiformes, Syngnathidae.